GCAGGACAGUGCGCGGGAGGGACGUUAACUGUGGGAGAGUGAGGCCCCUGAGACAUGGUGUGAGGUGAUCGGUACGGGCCGAGCAGACCGAUCUCACAGAGACGGUACGGAGAACUGGAGACUAUGGCCGACCGUCUCAUGUGCUGUGCGCUGGUGCUGGCGCUUUGUCGAGUCACCGUUUCUCUCCCGGAGGUGUCGGCGCAAAAUGAGGAAAAAUGCGAGCAGCUCUGCGUGAAGAACCAGGGACGAGGCUCAAAUCUGGAGACAUCGUGCGAUGAAAGCUGCAGACUUGAACAGUGCAAUAAAGGAUGCGCCGGGAGAAAUCGCUCCCUCGAGUCGUCUUGUAAACAAUUUUGUAUGGACGAGGGGCCGUCAUCGCAGCAGGGAGAGCUGUUCCGCGUGCUGUGGGCGGUGGACUGGGCCAGUAAGGAGCCUCUGCCGGGCGCCCCCUCCCCCACCGAUCUCACUCUGGCCCGCGGCCGACCGGCCUCAGCCGAGGCUGCGGUGGCGGCUCCGGACGCUCACCACGUAUCUCUCCGCUGCUGCCGCGUCCUUCCCGGCGGCCCUCUGGGUCAGCUACUGCUGGUGGUGCGCGCCGGUGGCCAG
Molecule: messenger RNA, 606 nt
Organism: Amphibalanus amphitrite
Lineage: Eukaryota; Metazoa; Arthropoda; Thecostraca; Balanomorpha; Balanidae
Exons: 5
Source: RefSeq, a predicted model, not a curated record